CCUCACCACAGAGCCUUGUUAACAUCAUCAGACAGAAGAUGGAAUUUUAAUGGAGUUGAAGUAGACAUGAACAGAUACAUGGUCGCUAAUUUGAGUUGUACAUUGGAAACAUGAGUGCUGAGCGUUUUGACUGUCACUAUUGCAAGACCUCUCUACUGGGUAAACAAUAUAUCUUAAGAGAGGAAACCCAGUACUGCACCAAGUGCUAUGAGAACCUGUUUGCCAACUGCUGUGAAGACUGCAGUAAGCCUAUCGGGUGUAACUGCAAGGAUCUGUCAUACAAGGACCGCCACUGGCAUGAACAGUGCUUCAAGUGUGCUCAGUGCAGCAAGGCUUUGGUGGAAAAGCCUUUUGCUGCCAAGGAUGAGCUCCUUCUCUGCACAGAUUGCUAUUCUCAGAAGUACUCCUCCAAAUGCUUUACCUGCAAGAAAACCAUCAUGCCAGGUUCCCGCAAAAUGGAGUACAAGGGAAAUUCCUGGCAUGAAACCUGCUUCUUAUGUCAUCGCUGUCAGCAGCCAAUAGGAACCAAGUCUUUUAUUCCGAAAGAUAAUGGUUACUUUUGUGUGCCAUGUUUUGAGAAGCAGUUUGCUUACCAGUGCAACUCCUGUAAAAAAGCCAUAACAACUGGCGGAGUGACUUACCAUGACAAGCCCUGGCACAGGGAGUGCUUCCUGUGCACUGGGUGUAAGAAGCAGCUGGCAGGGCAGCGCUUCACCUCCAGAGAUGAGUUCUCAUACUGCCUGGACUGCUUCAGCAGCCUCUAUGCAAAGAAGUGUGUGGGCUGCACCAUGCCCAUCACAAGCCUGGCUGGGGUGAAGUACAUCUCGUUUGAAGAGCGGCAGUGGCACACCGAGUGCUUCACCUGUAUGAAGUGCUCCGUGUCUCUGGUUGGACGAGGAUUCCUCACGCACCGGGAUGAUACCCUGUGCACAGAUUGUGGACGAGAGAAAUAGAUGCAGAAGUCUAGAUCUUUUUCGUGAAAGCAUUAAGGGUUUAUUGAGUGAUUUAGCCAUGGCUAUGCAACGUAUGGACUAAACUUUAACUUGUGUGCUAAUUUGUUUGGUUUUAAGUACACUUUCCAAUUAGGACAAUAUCAAAAUGUUGUGUUUUCAAAAUUAUAAUUAAUUGAAAUUAUAAAGAAUGGAUAUGCCAUAUACCAAAAAACAGUGUAUCAUAUUACAGUAAUUGUGUUUGUUUUGCAGCCAGUCUAUACACAUGUACCAAAAUGCAUACUUUAUUUUGCAGCUAUUCAACAACCCCUAGUGAAUGAGCUUCUCCUACAAUAUAUAUGUAGUGUGCUGUGAGUUUUGCUGCAGCUGGUACAGGAUACAGCCUUUUCAUCUGAAAAGGAGCAAGUUCAUAAGUGCAGAAUGAGAUAAAUCUACACCCUACUAAUACAGUAUAUGAAUACUAUUAUACAGACCUUUAAAUCAAUAACAAAAAUGUGAGAAGUGUUUUAUAUAUGCAUUUUUAAAAUGCUUGUGGUUUGUUAUAAUGCUUUGUUACUACAGUAUGUCAUCAUUCAGGAAAUGCUUUCAUUUGUAUCAUUGUAAAUGAAGCUAUACUUAACAAAGCAAAUAAAUAUUAAAAGUACUGUAAUGAUCCUUUUUUCUUAAAACUUUUCUGUUGAAUAUAUGUGUAGAUGUGCCUUGGAUAUAUAUAGAGUAAUGUGGGUUAACUUAAUAGAAGGCUAAUUAAUAGAAGUACCUGACACUGCGACAAGUGAUAACUAUGCUAUAGAAUGUAUAGAACUAGGUUAUGGGUGGUUUAAGCAUUUGUCUGCUUAAAUAAAUGUGCUCCGUGCUUGUACCAGCAAUCCAUGCCCGGACUCUCUGUGCUGCCUUCUGGCCUCGAUUAACAUCAAACCAUCCUGCUCACCCAUUAAUGUGCACUGUAGUGGGUAAAUAAUAAAACAAACACAAAGUAAAUACCAUCCUUCAUGGGAGCUGAGUGUUUUCCUCAAGUGACCGCUGCUCAGAAGAGCCAGGCUCCCAAUACCUGGUACAUUACAAAAAUAUAUAGUAAUGUUUUAACCAUGUAAGUACAAACAAUGGUUACGAUAGAGGCCUGCACUUCAACUCACUUACAAACUACUUAAAAAAAUAUAUAUAAUAAUAAUACAACGCUGUUGAUAAAUAUGUGAAAAGUGUAAAUAUAUAUAUAUAUAUAUUGUAAGGCAGCGGGUUGAGUGAGACAGCAGGGAGGGGGUUAAAACCUCCCUGAAGAGUAAAAUGGAGAAAAUGCACCUUUUUGGUUUGUUUGAUUGUAUUGUUUUAUUAUUAAUUAUCCCCUGCACCUGGUAGCUAUUGUUAAAUUGGGACCAGGUGCAGGGUAUUUAAGAGGAGCAGUCAGUCUGCUCAAGGCUGCUGAGUAGAAGGAAGCAGAAGAGAGGUGCUCUGCUUCCGAGCAGUCCAGAACAAAAAAAGUGCUGUGUUGGUGUGUGAUGCCAGGUAAACGGCUUAGCCGUCCUACAAGUUAGUCAGGGAAAUUACCUGUACGGUUAGCGCUCCAAAUCGGAGUUAGGUGUUUGUUUGUAUUUUUUUUGUUUAAUUAAAAGUAGCGCAACCGCGCUGUAAAAAUCCAUUUCUGUUGUACUGGGUCAGUUUUUAAAGGGGC
Messenger RNA from Acipenser ruthenus (sterlet), 2616 nucleotides. RefSeq names its product four and a half LIM domains protein 2-like. The coding region runs from base 111 to 953 and encodes 280 amino acids. Lineage: Eukaryota; Metazoa; Chordata; Actinopteri; Acipenseriformes; Acipenseridae. The transcript is spliced from 7 exons. Gene Ontology annotation, molecular function: transcription coregulator activity. Gene Ontology annotation, cellular component: nucleus; Z disc. The record is from RefSeq and is a predicted model, not a curated record.